This is a messenger RNA of Hippopotamus amphibius kiboko, 1044 nucleotides long. RefSeq names its product abhydrolase domain containing 14A (gene ABHD14A). Gene Ontology annotation, cellular component: cytoplasm. The transcript is spliced from 5 exons. The coding region runs from base 151 to 879 and encodes 242 amino acids. NCBI's taxonomy places the organism in Eukaryota, Metazoa, Chordata, Mammalia, Artiodactyla, Hippopotamidae. The record is from RefSeq and is a predicted model, not a curated record.
CCGCCGCCUAGGGCCCGCAGGCGCCCGCAGAGCGCUGGAGGCAGCGCCGACGUCGCGGCGCUGGUUGCCUGCUGGUUGUACCUGAGCGGAGCUGGGCCCGCGGUGGCCGGCCCGGUCAUCCCGGUCGGCCUGACUGUGGUACAGACCUCCAUGAGCCGGUCCCAGGUAGCCCUGCUGGGCCUGGGCCUGCUGUUCAUGCUGCUACUGUACGUGGGGCUGCCAGGACCCCCUGAGCAGACCUCCUGGCUGUGGGGAGACCCCAAUGUCACGAUCCUGGCUGGUCUCACCCCUGGCAGCUCCCCCGUUUUUUACCGCGAGGUGCUCCCACUCCACCGGGCCCGCAGGGUGGAUGUGGUGCUGCUCCAUGGAAAGGCCUUUAACUCCUGGACGUGGGAGCAGCUGGGCACACUGCAGCUGCUGGCGCAGAGGGGCUACCGGGCCGUGGCCCUUGACCUCCCAGGUUUUGGGAACUCGGCACCUUCGAAGGAGGCAAGCACAGAGGCAGGGCGGGCAGAGCUGUUGGAGCAAGUGCUGCAGGACCUAGAGGUGCAGAAUGCCGUGUUGGUGAGCCCUUCACUGAGUGGCCGCUAUGCCCUGCCCUUCCUGAUGCGAGGCCACCGCCAGCUGCAUGGAUUUGUGCCCAUUGCACCUGCCUCCACACAGAACUACACCCAGGAACAAUUCCAGGCCGUGAAGACCCCGACUCUCAUCCUGUAUGGGGAGCUGGACCGCAUCCUGGCUCGGGAGUCACUGCGGCAGCUCCGCCACCUACCUAACCACUCCGUGGUGAAACUGCGUGACGCAGGCCACGCCUGCUACCUCCACAAACCACAAGACUUCCACCUUGUCCUCCUUGCCUUCCUUGACCGUCUGCGUUAAGCACACCUAGUGUUCAGGCCCCAAGCCUGGCCUGAGCUUGGAGGAUCUGGACUAGUCCCCACAGGGAAGCAGCCCUGGGAUUGGAGGGCAGAGGCCAGAGGACCAGGCCUAGUCAGGACCUCUCAUUUCAUCUCAGAGGUACAAUAAAAAAAAGCAUUUUUGUCA